UUUCACUAUAUAAAACUCCAAUUUUCUCUUCUUUGCAAUUCAAUCAAAAACCAACACCAUCAUCAAUGGCGUUCAAGCAAAACCUAAUUCACCGGAUGUUUAACAUCUGCAACAACAAAUUUUCCAACCAGACGUUACGGAAUUGCCGUAUUUCUCCAUCCUCUGCCGCCGCCGCUCAUGUUUUAAUGCCACCCAAUCCCGACAAGGUGGCACCGGAUCCAGGAGACGAGACGGUCUUCCGGAGGUUUCUCCAACGCCGGCCGAUGUACCUUGCGUCAUCCGUCAUGCCGGAGAUCCUCCGAUCGAGAGGUGAGAGCAUGUUGGAGAGGCUAAAGGAGAUGGACAUUACCAGAGGCCGGAUCCGUCUCGAUGUACUCCGUCCUCCGGUGGAGAGAUCUUCCGAGGGGGAGUUGUCGGUGGCGCAAGCUAAGAAAAUCCUUAGGGUUUCGCAAAUCGAAACGUUGAAAUCGAAGUUGAGAAACUGUCAUAAAAAUCACGUGUCGUAUGAAGAAUUCGUCGAAAUCUGUGUGGAAGGUUGUUCGAACAUAGAUCAAGGUUUAGAUCUAGCGAAAGCCCUGGACGAUUCGGGUUCCGUGAUCGUAUUAGGAGACGUUGUCUUCCUCAAGCCUGAACAGGUGGUGAAAGCCAUCCAUGGCCUGCUGCCCACAAAUUUGGCAGCCAUGCACAACCUACCGGUGAAAGAAUUGGAAGAGAUGGAGCGGUGGAAGUCAGCCAUUGACAGGAAGGCGAAGAAAAUGGUUCAAAGAGAACUAUGGGGUGGUCUGGCAUACCUAGUGGUCCAGACGGCAGCAUUCAUGAGACUCACAUUUUGGGAGCUCUCAUGGGAUGUAAUGGAGCCCAUUUGUUUUUAUGUUACAUCGAUUUAUUUCAUGGGUGGAUACGCGUUUUUCUUGAGGACGGCAAAAGAGCCCUCUUUCGAAGGCUUCUUUGAGAGCAGGUUUCGUACGAAACAGAAGAAGUUGAUGAAGUGUGAAGGGUUUGAUGUGGAGAAAUACAAGGAGUGGAGGAAAGCUUGUUACCCCAAUGAAGAGCCAUGGCCAAGUGAAAAUGAUGACGGGACUAAAAAGUCAUUUACUUGAACAUAAAUUGAAAAGUUAGAAGAAAUAGAAAAAUAUAUUAUCCUACAAAUCUUUGCCUUUUAGAUUCAGGCACCAGCGGCGUUAUGUAAACUUAACUUGGAGAGUCCAGUCUUGGUUUUGUUUUUGCUUUUAAUGAGGAUCACAAAGAAUUCAAAAAACACGAAGCUGUAAAGAUUGAUUUGAGAGUUUUCAAAUAUUUCAAUUUAUGAAAUGGGUAUUGCUAUA
Messenger RNA from Cynara cardunculus var. scolymus (artichoke), 1325 nucleotides. Its product is annotated as calcium uniporter protein 2, mitochondrial-like. Bases 66 to 1100 code for a protein of 344 amino acids. The record is from RefSeq and is a predicted model, not a curated record. Gene Ontology annotation, molecular function: calcium channel activity; uniporter activity. Gene Ontology annotation, cellular component: mitochondrial inner membrane; uniplex complex. Lineage: Eukaryota; Viridiplantae; Streptophyta; Magnoliopsida; Asterales; Asteraceae. Gene Ontology annotation, biological process: mitochondrial calcium ion homeostasis; calcium import into the mitochondrion. The transcript is spliced from 2 exons.